AUGAUUUUUCGGAGAGAGAAAUCCAAGUCCAAUAUUGCUCUCGUUUCAUUCUACACAAGUGAUUAUCAUGAUAUUGGAUCCAUAUCAACGAUCAACAAAUUAUUUUAUGCCUACAAACAUGGCUAUGACAUGAUUGUCUAUCAACAACCAUUUUACAAAAACUCCAUCUUCAUCAAACCAGCUUGGAAUAAAAUUCCAAUGGUUGAAGCACAACUUGAGAAUUAUGAAUGGGUGAUUUGGAUUGACUCGGAUGCAAUCAUUUUGAGACAUGAAUUGACUUUAGAAGAUAUCAUUGAAAUUUCGAAAAAAGCCGAUUGGAGAAAAAAAGAUCACAAAAUUGAUUUAAUAAUUUCCUAUGAUAUUAAUGCAGGAAUUAAUAGUGGAAUUUUCUUCAUGAGAAAUUCAGAAUGGUCACGAAAUGUAUUGAGACGAGUGCAAACUUCGUGGAAAUAUUUACCUUACUCGAUGCAUUGGUAUGCAGAGCAGACACCAUUCACCAUGGAGAUUAAAUAUGGUCUCGAUGAGCACGUGCGAGUGACCUAUAAGAGAGUCUUGAACGCCUAUUUAAAGGACUAUUCAGAAGGUAUUGCUUAUAUCAUGCACUUGGCUGGCUGCCCAAAACAAAAGCCAAAAUAUUGCUCUGGCAUUAUGCACGAAUUUUAUGAGAGAUGGAAGACCAAUAAUGUGACCAGUGUGAGUGAUCGACAAUUAUUACGAAGAGCUGAGAAAGAUUUUGAAUUAUUGAUGGAGAACAAGUAA
Molecule: messenger RNA, 759 nt
Organism: Naegleria fowleri
Lineage: Eukaryota; Heterolobosea; Eutetramitea; Acrasida; Naegleriidae
Exons: 1
Coding region: 1-759 (252 amino acids)
Biological process (GO): protein N-linked glycosylation
Cellular component (GO): Golgi membrane
Molecular function (GO): glycosyltransferase activity
Source: RefSeq, a predicted model, not a curated record